Chrysoperla carnea is the source of this 2525-nucleotide messenger RNA. RefSeq names its product protein lin-9 homolog (gene mip130). Gene Ontology annotation, biological process: regulation of cell cycle; regulation of transcription by RNA polymerase II; DNA-templated transcription. NCBI's taxonomy places the organism in Eukaryota, Metazoa, Arthropoda, Insecta, Neuroptera, Chrysopidae. The transcript has 2 exons. The coding region runs from base 98 to 1906 and encodes 602 amino acids. The record is from RefSeq and is a predicted model, not a curated record. Gene Ontology annotation, cellular component: nucleoplasm; transcription repressor complex. Gene Ontology annotation, molecular function: DNA binding.
UGAAUUAGUUAUUUGAUUUUAAAUUGUGUUUUGUUAAUAAAAAACAUCUUAAAAACUAUCGUUAUCUGAAUAAAGUAAUGAUAUUAAGUCGCAAAAAAUGAAAGUAGAACAAGUCGAAAUGGAAAUAGAAGAUACAAAAGUUGAAAUUAAAAAAGAAGCGGUUGAAAGUGAUGAAGAAGAUACAAAUGAAAUGGAUAUGGAUACAUUGGGUCCAGCUGCACUUGGGUUACAACGAGUAGGUGCAAAAGUGAAUCCAAAACCACCACCAACGCCACCCAUACAACCAUUAAAUCGACGGGGAAUGCCUGCCCGUAUUCGUAAAAAAAAUCGUUUAUUUUUCGAUGAUGAUAUUGUUAAUAGUCCACCACCAAGAGCAUCACCGAAACGUGGACCUAAACCAGCAAUUCAUAAAAAAACACCUAGUAAAAUCAGUACAUCGCAACAUAUCAAACAAAAAUCACAAACUUUACAGGCAGCCAAACGAAUUUUACAAAAUCAGCGAGAACGCGAUGAAAAAGAUAUUAAAGAGCGUGAAGUGAAAACAACUGUUCAAACUGUUAAUUUAUCGCCAGAUCGAAAAGUUGGUCAAAAAAUUGGUAUGCGUCUACGAAAUUUGCUGAAACUUCCAAAAGCACACAAAUGGGUAUGUUAUGAAUGGUUUUAUAGCGAUAUUGACCGUACAUUAUUUGAAGGAGAAAAUGAUUUCAUGAUAUGUUUGCGUGAGUCAUUUCCUGAAUUAAAAACACGAGAAUUAUCACGGGUACAAUGGACAAAAAUACGUAGAAUGAUGGGUAAACCUAGACGAUGUUCACAAUCUUUUUUCGAAGAAGAACGCAAAGAACUUGAACGAAAACGUAAUAAAAUUCGAGCUUUACAACAACGAAAAAUCACAGACUUCUCAAACUUCAGUAAAGAUUUACCAAACGAAAUACCUUUACAGUUAGUAAUUGGUACCAAAGUCACAGCUCGACUACGAAAACCACAAGACGGAUUAUUCACUGGGUCAAUUGAUGCCGUUGAUACGUCAAAUAAUACUUAUCGAAUUACGUUUGAACGACAAGGUUUGGGUACACAUUCAAUACCCGAUUAUGAAGUUUUAGCCAACGAACCACCCGAAACAAUAAAUCUUACAGUUGUUUGUCAAAAAUUCCGACCGCGACAAACAUUACCCGCAUACAUGACAAUGGGUUUGGGUAGUCAACAACGUGCAGGACCCAGUAAUCUAAGAAAUAAUAAUGACCCUCUAUUAUCCGGCCCAUCACUAACUCCAAAAUCAUCACUUCCUGAUGAAGGUACAUUAGGUGGUUUCCCCAUCAAACUAUUGGAGUUGAUUGUUCGAGUAACAAAAAUAUUAAACACAAAACGAGGUAAAAUAAAGAAGUUAAAGGAAAUGAAUACAGAGGCAGAAAAAUUACGUUCACAUGGGAAUCCAUUACCUGAAGAUUUUGAAAGGAAAUAUGCUGGAAUUGUUAUUGAAUUAGAACGAAUGAACCGUGAUUUACAGGAGUACCUGAAUGAUGUACAACAUUUUUGCCAAGAAAUUGCGCCUGAACCAAGCAUUGCAGCAAUGUUAGCACCUAGUCAUUUACGCGAACGUUGUCAUGAAGAAGCUGCUGAAAUUGUGGAACGUCAUAAUAACAGCGAAACAUCAAAUGAAGUUACAAAUCCUGAUAUGAUUGCACUAAUUACAGAUUUAACGGCAUUAAUGUUACAAGUAAAAAGUUUAUCAGAUUCCGAUCAAAAUGCAUAUGAAUUAAAAGUAUUGGAAGGGUCUGUACAUCAUAUUCGAUCAAAAUUACGUCCAGAAAAUUUAAAAGCAUUUCAAGAUAAUAUUGAAUUGCAUUUUCAACAUAUGAGUGUUGGAUUAGGACCGGGGCCUUCACAAUUUGUUUCACAAAAAUCAUAAUUAAUAAUUUAGAACAAAAUUUUACAUUUUUAUAUUUCUCUAAAUUUUUCAAAAUGCAUAAUAAUUUCAAAUGCUAUUAAGAUGGUAUUAAUCGUUAAAAUAAUUUCAAAGCUUUUACAACAGUCAUGGAAUAAUUUUAUAACGUAUCUCAUAAUCGCGCUUCAUCGCAGUAAUCUUGGAUCUUGUCAAAUUUUCAUGUCAUGUCACAGUAAUUUACAGAUUAUUUUUUAAAUGUUGAAAAUUUGGUACCUAAUUAGAAACAUUUUUCUCCAAAGUUGCCCUUAAAUUGUACAAUCAAGGUGAAUUCAACGUGUGACAUUAUCGAAAAUGCAGUGACAACCAAAAUUCAAGAAAUUUCUUUCUUAAAAUACGUUACUUUUUUAAAAUAACUUCCUGCUCUUUUUUAUAACAUAAUAAUUGUAAAUAGUCUCGUCUUUGUUUACUUUCUCUAAGUAAAAAGUAGGCGACCAAAAAGGAAAAAGAGUAUUACAAGCUCCGAGUCUCUAUUUUUUCGAUAAACAAAUAAAACAAAAGUCUAAUCUUUUUUUAAAUUAUCAUCUUAAUAGAUUUUACUGGAUCUUUUUUUAAUUUAAAAGACGUUUCACUGUAAAUAUAUUUA